AUGGAAAAUCAUUGGCCUCUUAAAGAUUCAGGUAUUUAUGUCCCCCCCUCAAAGUGUGUUAAUAUAAAUUCUGUCAAAUGGAAGGCCCCUCCAAAGGAUUGGACAAAACUCAAUUUCGAUGGUGCUAGUAAGGGGAACCCUGGGGAGUCCGGUAUUGGUGCCAUAAUCGAAAAUGAACAUGGUAAUAUUAUAUAUGGAUUGUAUGGAGGCAUUGGAUUUGCCACGAAUAACGAAGCCGAGAUUCGUGCACUAGAGGUAGGAUUAUGCCUCUAUACUCUGCAUGGGAUCUCUCGAAUCAUUAUCGAAGGAGAUUUGCAGAUCAUCAUAAAUGGGGUUACUAAGUCAAAUUUUCAUAGCUGGAAACUAAACAAGUGGCUGCCUCAGAUAAAUGAUCACCUUAAAUCAAUUGAUUGCUUCGAAAUUGUGCAUGUUUAUAGAGAAGGCAAUCAAAUGGUGGACUAUCUAGCAAAUCUUGGGGUUGGAAGGAAUGAUGAUCCUGUCUCUUUCAGUCAUGUCUUAGCAAUGGAUGAUAUUACAAGAAAAUGCUUGAAGGACUACCGUGAAUCCCCAUGCCAAGGUGUUGGGUAA
Messenger RNA from Cryptomeria japonica (Japanese cedar), 588 nucleotides. RefSeq lists its product as uncharacterized. The transcript has a single exon. NCBI's taxonomy places the organism in Eukaryota, Viridiplantae, Streptophyta, Pinopsida, Cupressales, Cupressaceae. Bases 1 to 588 code for a protein of 195 amino acids. The record is from RefSeq and is a predicted model, not a curated record. Gene Ontology annotation, molecular function: RNA-DNA hybrid ribonuclease activity; nucleic acid binding.